Messenger RNA from Amyelois transitella, 927 nucleotides. RefSeq lists its product as uncharacterized. Lineage: Eukaryota; Metazoa; Arthropoda; Insecta; Lepidoptera; Pyralidae. The coding region runs from base 1 to 927 and encodes 308 amino acids. The record is from RefSeq and is a predicted model, not a curated record. The transcript is spliced from 3 exons.
AUGGAGACCACUAAAAUUAUCCUGCUGGUACUGGCUGCUACAGCCCAGUACUCAGCUAACGCCCAGUAUUAUGCAGCUCCUGCUCCAGCUCUUCUACCAGCUCCUGCGCCCGUACCGUCCGGAUGUCCAGCCGCCAUUACCAUACCAAUGCCACCUUUACCGCCAAUCUAUGUAUCGCUACCACCACCCGCUCCCCUAUACGUUACUCCCCCAGCUGCGCCUCCACUACUCGUCGAACUGCCGGCUCCACCACCUAUUACUCUCAUGGCACCACCUACACCCCCCAUGAUGGUAACCCCUCCCGCUCCGCCCCCUGUGACCGUCAGCCCCCCACCUCUUCCUCCUAUAUGCGUCAAUCCACCACCGUCUCCCCCAGUGGUCGUGACCCCGCCAGCGCCACCUCCAAUGUACAUUAACCCACCUCUUCUUCCCCCGAUUCUUGUAGACAUUCCUCUUCCCCCUCCGAUCGUCAUUGAACUACCUCCACCUCCUCCUAUCGUUGUCCAGCCUCCUCCAUUAGGGCAAGUCAUGGUGCAACCACCGCCACUGCCCCCAAUUCCUGUUGAACUGCCUCCCUUGCCUCCCAUGGUGGUGCAGCCCCCGCCAUCGCCCCCUGUCUGUGUGCAGCCUCCUCCGCCACUGCCUAUAAGCGUGCAACCACCACCGCCGCCACCAAUGGCUAUUCCGGGGUCUCCUCCAAUGCCCUUCAGCAUCCAGCCCCCAGCUCCGGAGCCCCUUUACGUGGACAUACCUCCCGCGCCGCCAAUGUUGGUUCAACCCCCUCCUCUGCCGCCAUUCUGCGUGCAGCCCCCUCCCCCACCACCGCUAUGCCUGCAACCCCCCUCUCCGCCCCCCAUUUGCUGCAGUCCAGCCGCGCCACCCAAUCCAUACGGUUUCCCGCCUGGUCUGGGGCCGAUAUUCCUGUAA